Messenger RNA from Aspergillus novofumigatus IBT 16806, 774 nucleotides. Its product is annotated as SDR family NAD(P)-dependent oxidoreductase. The record is from RefSeq and is a predicted model, not a curated record. Lineage: Eukaryota; Fungi; Ascomycota; Eurotiomycetes; Eurotiales; Aspergillaceae. The coding region runs from base 1 to 774 and encodes 257 amino acids. The transcript has 4 exons.
AUGGGGAGUCUCCACGAUUACGUCCUGAUUAUCACUGGAAGUGCGUCCGGUAUUGGCCUUGCGACAGCCACCAUAGCCCUAGAUGAAGGUGCCAGGGUAUUAGGUGUUGACAUCUCCUCCCCUCCCAGGUCCCUUAUUGAUCACUCAAACUUCAAAUUCGUUGAAGGCAAUCUGUCUCUUGAGCCAACUCCGAGACGGGUUGUUGAGGCGUGUGUCAAGGCAUUUGGUGGCAGAAUCGACGGACUGUUGAACAUCGCAGGGGUCAUGGAUCUCAAUCAAAGUGUCGACAGCCUAUCAGACACUAUGUGGGAAAGCUGUAUUGCAAUCAAUUUGACUGCGCCCGUGAAGCUGAUGCGUGAGGUUAUUCCGAUCAUGAGGCAACAGAAGAGCGGAAGCAUCGUGAAUGUGGCAAGCAAAGCUGCAUUGAGCGGCGCAGUAUCUGGGGUUGCUUACACAGCGAGCAAACACGGAUUAGUCGGGGCUACGAAGAACGUUGCGUGGAGAUUCAAGCAGGAGAAUAUACGCUGUAACGCCGUCUGUCCGGGGGCUGUUGAUGGUACCAGCAUUCACAGAGGACUAGAAACGAGCCAAUUUGAUAGUGAGGCAUUGGGAACAAUGUCACUAAUCCACGAGGCUCAUAUGCGUGACAGAGAAAGGGGAAUCCACAUUCAGCCUGAGGAUAUCGCACGCAGUCUUCUGUUCCUGGUGUCUAGUCGCAGCAAUGGGAUUAAUGGUGCUAUUAUCCCCAUUGACAACGCCUGGUCAACAAUCUAG